This is a messenger RNA of Stomoxys calcitrans (stable fly), 1292 nucleotides long. RefSeq lists its product as uncharacterized. Lineage: Eukaryota; Metazoa; Arthropoda; Insecta; Diptera; Muscidae. The coding region runs from base 80 to 1240 and encodes 386 amino acids. The transcript is spliced from 9 exons. The record is from RefSeq and is a predicted model, not a curated record.
AAACAAUUUUUUCAUUUUAUUGUCUGCAAAGUUAUUAUUUUUACAGAAAUAAAAGAAUAAAUGCAUUUUUUCCAUUGCAAUGUGUUAUGAAAUAGGACCAAACCUAAAACUUAUAUGCAACAUAUUGAAAAGCAGUACCGAGCAAAACUGUAAGGGACAGCGUUUUGAAAUAACACAGCUCUUAAAAACGCUUAACGCCAGCGAAAAGUUCUUGGUAGCCAGAUAUUUCUGUAAAUUACCUUGGAACAUUGGAAGCCUGUACAUUUUAAGUCAAUUGCAUGAGCUACGCAUUCUAACAGCCAGUGAAUACAUUUUAAGUUGCGAUGACAGUGAGGAGGUCCAACUUAUCCUUAAUGACUUUCUGGAGUCCCAAUACGAUUUGAUAACUAAUCUUUUCGUUAAUUCCACCAUGGACUCUGGAAAUUCGAUCCGUAUAAAUGUCAUUUUGGAUGAAUGUUUGGAGAAUUUAUUCAAGGAUCUUGUUGCCAAGCCAGAACUUAAUGAUAUGGCAUAUUUAAAGCAUAUCCAUGAAACAACCACAGGAGAAAUCCUAGUAAAAAUUAUACAUAAACAUUUAGGUAUAAUUUUGAAAUUACAACAAAGCACUGCUACUGCAGCCUUUUCAAAUUUUUCCUCAUGGAUAAAUGAAGGUGUGGAUGAAUUAAAGUUUCCCAAAGAUCUAUAUGAGAAGCUUUUACAAGGCAAUAUCGAAGACUCACUACAUUAUCUCUUGAAACAGUCUUCGAGCGAGGCCUUCAGAGAUUGGAAGUAUUUUUUGAUUAUGUUGCAAACAAUUUGUAGCGGUAAUGCCGAAAAAUCUGGGCCUAUUAUAAGAAAGUAUUUAAACACGCGUAUAAAACACUGCGCUUCGGUUCCCUGCAAACGUAUGAUGCUGCAUAUACUUUUGACAGCACGAGCUGCUAGUGCUACCACCAUGGAUAUAGCAAAAAAUUUAAACAAUUAUGGCGAUUGGUAUAAAAAUAAUAUUGGUGAAAUGAAAUUCUUCUUAAAGGCCGAGGAAUUUCAAAAUAUUCUGGAUUUGUUAAAUCAGAGCUUGGCAUAUGAAGCAGAAGUUGAUUAUUUGGAGAUACAUGCCGCCAUAGCCAUUUCACCGCCCAUAUUAUGUGGUAAGUUAGUGCAAGCCUAUAAGAGUAAAUGUAAGCAACGCUUACAGCAAAUCAAAAAGGGCUACAAAGCCAUUGAUGUUAAUGAGAGUAUAGUUAUAGAGGAUAGUAAUUGAUAUGAAUUUACAAAUUUAUACACAGAAUAUACAAACAUUUAUAAGCCUUAAA